UACCCUGCUAUGCCCGCGAGUCCUCCGAGGCUGCGCCGCGCCGAUAUUCGUGUUUCUCCCAAGAUGGUGGCGCUGGGUUCGGGGUGAGAGAGGCGCAAAGCGGGCCCUGCCCACCUCCCCGACCGACCGCCGCCCUCGCCAGCCCGGGCCGCCGCCCUCGCCUGCACCCGCCGCCCUCCGGACCCCGCCGAGGCCGCAGCCCCGUCCCCUCGCCGCAGACCGGCCCGGCACAGGCAGCGGCGCCGCCUCCCCCGCCCCGAGAGCAGCGCGGGCCCCGCAUGAGCCCGGGCGGCGGCGGCAGCAGCAGCAGCAGCAGCGAGAGCGUCAGGGCCGCGCCGGGGAGCAGGCCGCAGCGCGCAGGUCCAGAAACAGUGGAAAUCCAUUUCAUAAUUUGCAAGGACAAACUUCUGAAGCUGUGGAAAAAUAUGACAUGGAAGUAAUCAGCUGGGGUGGUCCAAGGGCGCUUUGGGCACGAGUAUUGCUGAGUUAUCAUUGGCUGCCACCUGCCUGACAGAGUAGAGGACCAACCCUACAAUUUAUGCCAGUGGAGACACAUCACAGGAAAAAAUUGACAGAGUUGUUAAGCCUAGGCUUAGUCCAACUUAAUGACUGGUGUGACAACCUGUUUUUAAUCAGUGACUCAAAACUGUGAUCACCCCGAUGUCACCGAAUGGCCACAACUUGUAAAAGGGAGUUACAGUGGAGGUAAAAGGAGUGGCUUGCAGAAUGGAGAAGUUGCUCCCAGUGUUGUUGGAAGUGAGCCAUCAUUUGAAUUUGCUAGCUCAUGCUGCAGUAUUCAGAUUAGUUGGUGUCUUGUGAUCACUGUUUCUGCAAUCUAAUACAAGAUUGAAAGUUAUCACCAGGAGAACCUCACUCUGAAAACAUUGAAACUAGCCGAAUGAAGCGAGCAGCUGCAAAACAUCUAAUAGAACGCUACUACCACCAGUUAACUGAGGGCUGUGGAAAUGAAGCCUGCACGAAUGAAUUUUGUGCUUCCUGUCCAACUUUUCGCCGUAUGGAUAACAAUGCAGCAGCCAUUAAGGCCCUCGAGCUUUAUAAGAUUAAUGCAAAACUCUGUGAUCCUCAUCCCUCCAAGAAAGGAACGAGCUCAGCUUACCUAGAAAACAAUUCCAAAGGUGCCCAUAACAACUCCUGUACUGACAGAAAAAUGAACAAGAAGGAAAUGCAAGGCCCGAGAGAUGACUUUAAAGAUGUGACCUACCUAACAGAAGAGAAGGUAGAUGAAAUUCUUGAACUGUGUAGAGAGAAAGAGGACUAUUCUCCUCUAAUCCGUGUCAUUGGGAGAGUGUUUUCUAGUGCUGAGGCGUUGGUACAAAGUUUCCGAAAGGCCAAGCAGCACACCAAGGAAGAGCUGAAGUCUCUUCAAGGAAAGGACGAAGAUAAGGAUGAAGAUGAAAAAGAAAAAGCUGCCUGUUCCGCUGCUGCGAUGGAGGAAGAUUCCGGAGCAUCGUCGUCCUCUUCAUCGAGAAUAGGUGACAACACACAAGGAGACAACAACCUACAAAAAUUAGGCCCUGAUGAAGUAUCUGUAGAUAUUGAAGCAGUCAGGCGGGUCUACAGUAGAUUGCUUUCAAAUGAAAAAAUAGAAACUGCCUUUUUAAAUGCACUCGUGUACUUGUCACCUAAUGUAGAAUGUGACUUGACUUACCAUAAUGUGUACUCUCGGGAUCCUAACUAUCUGAAUUUGUUUGUAAUUGUUAUGGAGAAUGGUAAUCUUCAUAGCCCUGAAUAUCUGGAAAUGGCUCUGCCAUUGUUUUGCAAAGCAAUGAGCAAGCUACCUCUAGCAGCUCAAGCAAAACUAGUCAGAUUGUGGUCUAAAUACAGUGCAGAGCAGAUUCGGAGAAUGAUGGAAACAUUUCAACAGCUUAUCACCUACAAAGUCAUAAGCAAUGAAUUCAACAGUCGCAAUCUAGUGAAUGAUGAUGAUGCCAUUGUUGCUGCUUCAAAGUGCUUGAAAAUGGUUUACUAUGCAAAUGUAGUCGGAGGGGAUGUGGACACAGACCACAAUGAAGAGGAAGAUGAAGAGCCCCUCCCAGAAUCCAGUGAAUUAACUCUUCAAGAGCUUCUGGGUGAGGAAAGAAGAAAUAAGAAAGGGCCUCGAGUGGACCCACUGGAAACUGAGCUUGGUGUAAAAACUAUAGAUUGCCGAAAACCACUUAUCCCUUUUGAAGAAUUUAUUAAUGAACCACUGAAUGAUGUUCUAGAAAUGGACAAAGACUACACUUUCUUCAAAGUAGAAACAGAAAAUAAAUUCUCUUUUAUGACAUGUCCCUUCAUAUUGAAUGCUGUUACCAAGAACCUGGGAUUGUAUUAUGACAAUAGAAUCCGCAUGUACAGUGAACGACGCAUAACUGUGCUCUACAGUUUAGUUCAAGGACAGCAGUUGAACCCAUAUUUGCGACUCAAAGUGAGGCGUGAUCACAUCAUAGAUGAUGCACUUGUCAGGCUAGAGAUGAUUGCCAUGGAAAAUCCUGCAGACUUGAAGAAGCAGUUGUACGUGGAAUUUGAAGGAGAGCAAGGGGUAGACGAAGGAGGUGUUUCCAAAGAGUUUUUUCAACUGGUUGUGGAGGAAAUUUUCAACCCUGAUAUUGGUAUGUUCACAUAUGAUGAGUCUACAAAACUAUUUUGGUUUAACCCAUCCUCUUUUGAAACUGAGGGUCAGUUUACACUGAUUGGCAUAGUACUGGGUCUGGCUAUUUACAAUAACUGUAUACUGGAUGUACAUUUUCCCAUGGUUGUCUACAGGAAGCUAAUGGGCAAAAAAGGAACUUUCCGUGAUCUGGCAGAUUCUCACCCUGUUCUUUAUCAGAGUUUAAGAGACUUGUUACAGUAUGAGGGAAGUGUGGAAGAUGAUAUGAUGAUAACUUUCCAAAUAUCUCAUACGGAUCUCUUCGGCAAUCCAAUGAUGCAUGAUUUAAAGGAAAAUGGAGAUAAAAUCCCUAUUACAAAUGAAAACAGAAAGGAAUUUGUCAAUCUGUACGCGGACUACAUUCUCAACAAAUCAGUAGAAAAGCAGUUCAAAGCCUUUCGGAGAGGAUUCCAUAUGGUGACCAAUGAGUCUCCACUGAAAUAUUUAUUUAGACCAGAGGAAAUUGAAUUACUUAUUUGUGGAAGUAGGAAUCUAGACUUUCAAGCACUAGAAGAAACUACAGAAUAUGAUGGUGGCUAUAGCAGAGACUCUCUUAUUAUUAGGGAAUUCUGGGAAAUAGUCCAUUCAUUUACAGAUGAGCAGAAAAGACUAUUUUUGCAGUUUACAACAGGCACGGACAGAGCACCUGUGGGAGGACUUGGAAAAUUAAAGAUGAUUAUAGCCAAAAAUGGCCCAGACACAGAGAGAUUACCGACAUCUCACACAUGCUUUAAUGUCCUUUUGCUUCCGGAAUACUCAAGCAAAGAAAAGCUUAAAGAGAGAUUGUUGAAGGCCAUCACAUAUGCCAAAGGAUUUGGCAUGCUGUAAUAAAUAAAUCAAUCUAACAAAAGGGAUUAAAAUUGGUGGUGGUGAUGUCCCUGUCCAAAAAAGGCCAUAAGAUAGUGAGCUACAGUAGUCACCUGUGUUUGUGCCUCCCUUCUUUACUGGGGACACUGGGCUGGAACAGCAGAUUUCAGCUGCUUAUAUGAACAAAUUCUUUAUUUUUUCUUUUAGCGUGAAAGUAUUACCUAUUCUUUCACUUGUAUGUACAGAGAGGUUUUCCUGAAUAUUUAUUUUAAGGGUUAAAUCACUUUUGCUUGUGUUUAUUACUGCUUGAAGUUGAGCCUUUUUGAGUAUUUACAAGAAAACAAACUGUACUCUCCCAAGGAAAAUAUUGCCAUCAUUUGUAGACCCUGUAACCUUCAAGUAUGUGCUAUAUUUUUGUCCCUGUAUCUAAUCAAAUCAGGAACUGUACUUUUUUGAAGAGUUUGCUUUUGAAACUUGAAGUCUUGGAAAACAGUGUGAUGCAAUUACUGCUGUUCUAGCCCCCAAAGAGUUUCUGUUCAAAAUCUUAAUCAAUAAAGAUGGAAGGGAGAACUUGGAAUGUUAAACUGCAGCCUUGAGAACUUUACUUUAGUCACAGCACAACAAUUAAAACUCAUUUCACUAUGUGUUGUCUUCACAUGUCUUGUAAUAUAUUGUGUUUUAAAUUAGCAAAACAUAUUUCUUAGUCUCUGAAAGGGUAGGAGUUUUAGUUACAUUGUUUAAAAAAAAAAGUUUACUGGGGAAAGUGCAUUUUCAGCCAAACAGCUUUAGAGUAGAGAAUGAAGUUUGUUGAAAAAAGGAUAGGAAGUUGCUAUAUUAUAAACAAAAAGCAUGUGGAAGUGCACUUAAAAUGAAGUUUUAUUAUUAAUUGCCUAUUACGUUGACAUUUUAAAUAGACAAUCCAAAGUCUUCCCUACAUGUUAUGUCAUCAUCCUUAUUUAAUGAACUGUUGUUCCUUUAUCAAGGCACAUGAUCAGUGUUGCAACAUAAUCAAAAGGGAUGGCUAUUGUACCUUAUAUUUUUCAUCUGACAAUAGACAACAUUGAAAAUGAUUAAAACAAACUUUUAAGGCUUACUUUAUAUUGUUUAGUCCCAACUGUUAAAUAUACUGUUGGAAAGGAAAUACUAAGGUUACUUUCCUCUGCUACAUAAAAUAUACAAUAGGUUUUCAAUUUAAAUCUACAAAUCAUAUCAGAAGUAAAUCCUUUACCUUUCGUAGUCUGUAUAUGUAAUGUUAACUUCUCCUGUUGCAAUAUAAAAUAAAGGGAUUAUGCAUUUUUAACUAAGACGACAUAAUUGGCAUAUCUCCUUUUACUACAAGCAACAGCUGAUGUGCAGAGCUGAGCUUGUGCCUUGACAAUUGCUAUAACUGACUACUACAGAUCAAAUCCAUUUGAUGAUUUGUGUGAAAUUGGCAUUCAAAGGCAUAGUUUUGAAAUCAUUGGAGGGAGAAAAGAUGUCUUUUCAGGAUUAUUUUAAUAAAUUCUUUCUAGUAAUAGAAACAGACAACUGUUAUGUAACUAUAAUGCUGAAUAAAACAGUGACGUUUUUCACCAUG
This is a messenger RNA of Chelonia mydas (Green sea turtle), 5033 nucleotides long. RefSeq names its product ubiquitin protein ligase E3A (gene UBE3A). Gene Ontology annotation, biological process: protein polyubiquitination; ubiquitin-dependent protein catabolic process. Gene Ontology annotation, molecular function: ubiquitin protein ligase activity. The transcript is spliced from 15 exons. The record is from RefSeq and is a predicted model, not a curated record. Bases 899 to 3478 code for a protein of 859 amino acids. Lineage: Eukaryota; Metazoa; Chordata; Testudines; Cheloniidae.